This is a messenger RNA of Styela clava, 1465 nucleotides long. Its product is annotated as arsenite methyltransferase-like. The record is from RefSeq and is a predicted model, not a curated record. Gene Ontology annotation, cellular component: cytosol. Gene Ontology annotation, biological process: toxin metabolic process; arsonoacetate metabolic process. NCBI's taxonomy places the organism in Eukaryota, Metazoa, Chordata, Ascidiacea, Stolidobranchia, Styelidae. Gene Ontology annotation, molecular function: arsenite methyltransferase activity.
CACAUGUUUGUAUAUGUGACCUUUUUGUAUUGAUAUAUCAAUAUCGGGGAUAAUAAACAAUCCCAGUUCGCGCACGUUACCUAUAUUAUUCCUUUAUAUAUUGGAGUCAGAUUAGUAUCCUAUACUAUAACUAAUUAGUUAAUAGUAGUUGAAACGUACUAUGGAAGUAGGAGGAGAAGAUUGUAUUACCAAGGGAUCAUCUGUCCAUGGCAAUGUCAAAGAAUAUUAUGGAAAAACCAUUCUAACAACUGAUGAUAUAAAAACAACAGCAUGUUCGCCAAGCAUUGGUACGAUGAGAGAUUAUAUCCGGGAUACGAUGAAACUGAUUCACAAUGAUGUUAUUGCAAAGUUCUUUGGUUGUGGGAUCACACUUCCUGAAUGCUUGGCUGGAAUGAACAUAUUGGAUCUUGGCAGUGGAAGUGGAAGAGAUUGCUAUGUUCUUGCCAAACUUGUUGGUGAAGAUGGAUUUGUUACUGGUAUUGACAUGACGGAUGAACAGUUGGAAAUUGCAAAUAAAUACAUUGAAUAUCAUCGUAAUGUUUUCGGAUUCGAAAAAUCAAAUGUAAAAUUUGUAAAAGGAUAUAUUGAAAAUUUGAAAGAUGCUGGAAUAGUGGACGAAUCUGUUGAUGUCAUAAUAUCAAACUGCGUUAUCAGUUUAUGCGAAGACAAGCAAUCCGUUUUACAAGAAGCUUUCAGAGUUUUAAAAAAUGGUGGAGAAUUCUAUUUCAGUGAUAUGUAUAGUGACAGAGAACCCACUGAAGAAAUGAAAAAUAAUGAAGUGCUAUGGGGGGAAGGAAUGGGCGGAGCGUUACCUUGGAGAAGGCUCUUUUCUCUUGCACAGGAUAUUGGGUUUGAAAUACCGAGAACUGUCAGUGCACGAAUUGUAGAUGCAAUACAACCUGAUAUAAAGGCUUCAGUAGGUGAUGCCAAGUUUGUCGCUGUUACAUACCGUCUUUUUAAACUUCCCACGAACAUUAUUCGCGAACCAAAAGAUGUUUUGUAUAAAGGCGAGAUAUUUGGACAUGAAGAUGAAAUACAGUUUGACUGCAAGCUGAAGCUUAUUCGAGGCAUUCCACAAGCGACAGACGGUGACACAGCAGCAAUUUUACAAUCUUCAAGAUUUAAAAACGAAUUUUCGUUCAGAAAAUCUGGGAAUUAUGUGCCGUCAUUUGAGGUUGAUGAUCCGUUCGUCCUGGCGGCCUCUAGUGAUGGAAAAAGCUGCUGCACGGACAUAUAAUUUUCUCAAUAUUGUGUAUAUAUGUUGUUCUACUCUUACUGCGUCCUUUAUGUAAUAAGUGAUGCGGACCGAAACAAGUGAUGCGAGUUCCGCUUCUUUAUGCAUUUGAGGUAUAAAAUAUGAGGUAUCACUUUGGCUUGCCAUUGUGUGCUAUUUAAUGUAUUGUCACUGACCAUUUACCUAAAAGCUCCAAUAAAUUUACUAGCUACUACUACUUUAGCCUUUGCC